UGUACAUGCGUAUAUCGCCUAGGCUGGCCAGGUGGGCAAGAGUCGUGGUAAGAAAGGCAUGGGGUACGAGAAUGACACAAAAUGAAACCGAAAUUGGCCAUUUAAACCCUGAUUUUUGACUCGGAUUAUUAUCCCGAAGGAUAGCUGCAUCCUCCAAGAAAAGAUGCCUUUCGUCAGCCGGCGAGUGGAGCCUCUGUACCUGAGCAACAGAACCCUGCCGAACGGAUGUAGUACGGAACUGGAAAAUGUCGCCAACAACACGCUGGCCAACUUGGUACGGCAACUGGCCAACAUCGCCGACCAUGCCACCGGUAUUUUCGACGGGAUUUGCUCCGAGGCCAGGGACAUUUACGACCGCUCGUGUCGGCUGAGAAACCGUGCCGAAACCCUGGUGGAAUAUAUGAACAGUUUGGAUGCUAGAUCUGUGGAAGUUCCUGUAUCUACCCUAAGUGACUUCAAGAGCCUGACAGACCACUUUCGCUACCGUUCCCCGGUCCAAGAAAAUCUCAUCACCCCAGUUUCCAGACCUCAGUGCAUAGAGCUCCAGUACCGUAAAGCCAGCACAGAUCUUAAGGACAUCUUUGAGAAGUUGAGGGAAUACCACGAGGAUGAAGUCACCGUUUGCAAUCUGUGCCAGAGCAUUUCUCUGUCCAGACUCAACUGUGAUACGGACUCAUCCGAGUAUGACAUUGAGUUCCCUAGACCUACUGUCUAUGAUUCCAACGAGCAGAGAAGACGUAAACCCCUCCUCCCUUACACCAAGCUCCCAGCACGCCCCCGGUCAGAGGGCGAUCUCUUGGACGAUUAUGUCCCUCCGAACCGAGGUACCCUCCCGACCCCGGAAGAGGUCAUGCGUCGGAACGUCACCCAGUCCAUGGUCAUUAACGUUGACACGUCAGGCACAGGCUUUGAGCGGAUGCAGACCUUUCGCCGGUCCCUCACCUCCAUGGGACGGAAACUGGAGAAGGCGAAGAAGAAGCGAUGGAGGAGGACCAUCUCGGGAAUCCCCGAUGAGGUCCAGGCAGAGCUCCAGACAGAGUCUGCCGGGGAAGGGGAUGGCAGGUCCACGGACCAGGAGAAUGACGUGGAUAUCCUUAAGACCAUGAGCCUGGACCGUCGGGCCUUCCGGCAGGUCAAACCGGUUGAGUCUCCGGCAGCAGGCCUUGCAGUGGUCACCCCGAUCAGGACGCGACGCCGGCCCAGGUCACUGCGUCUGCCCGGACCCCUCGUCUUCCCUGGUCUCCAACAGUGGAGGGAGAAUCAUCACCAGUCCAAGCAGGAUAAGAAGCAGGAAGCCAAGGCUGGUGGCAGGGAUAGGCACUCGGUGGCAUUGCCUGUUCAAACCAAUGUCCCUACUCCAAGUCCAAGCCAAGGUUACUCCUCAUGCUCUGAUGACAAGGCCUGGCCUGGACCAGCCCACAGACGCCCCCAAUCUCUAGCUUUACCUCCUGGUACAGCCCCUCAAUCUCAAGCCCCCCUGUUACCGCUGUCCCCUGCCCAACCAUCCAACAAAAAACUCUAUGUGACCUCCAACAGAACUGUGCCCAAUGCAUUCAUUCCAACCAAGUCAGUUACGAUGACGAUCAACAUGCGAAAACCUGCGGCAGGAAGUGGGGAUGCCCCAGACGGCCUCCCGCUAAAUGAACUCCAGGCACGCCUCCCCUCCACAAAGGUCAAAUUACGGAACACUAAACCAACAGCCAAAAGGGAGGAACGGCAGUCCAGUUCUGGUAACUGGAGUGGAACAGACAGUGCAAGGACGUCCAUGAACUCUGACAUCGGGAAUUCUCUGAACUACGACUUCUCGAGCUCCAACACAACAUCCCCUUCAGACUCUGCUGUGUCCCUGUCCAGUGAGAACAUAUCGUUUCCCAAGUUUAAUGGGGGCUUGAAGGGUCUGGACCGCAAGCACAGCCGAGGAAAAUCGGACCGUCCGGGUAAUCACACUUAUGCCUCCACGGGAGAAUCCAGCAGUGAAUCGUCGACCCCUACCAACAGUCCUAAUGUUGUCCACAGCGGUUUCACGCACAUGGACACGGACUCCUGGUUGCAGAGUGUAGGAGCAGCGACUGUUCGGAGAAUGCCCCCAGAAGCUGGGAACGUUGCCCCUGCCAGGAAGUCCCCCAAAGGGCAGUGUGAGGUCAUCUUCACCUCAGACACACUCUCUGAUUCCUCCUCUUCAUCAGAGAACCCAGCCAGCUCCUCGGCCAUGUCUGACAACAGCAGCAUAGACCUGGAGGUCUACCUUGCUGACGUCAACAGUGACUUUGUUGACUCUGACAGCACCUCAGGUCACUCUGUGGAUCACGAGGGAUACUGGACGUCCAUGCACUCGGACUGUGGCCUUCCAAGUCGUCGCAUCAAGAAGCGCAAAUCAAGUCUCACCAAGGAGCCUGUACCAAUAAACCUAAAAAAUGAACCUCCAUUUGUUCAGCCUAAACCCAAAAGGACCUCAUUGGCCGUUGCUGCACCUGUGGUGCCAGUAUCAACCAAUCAGAAGAAGAGACCACCCCCUCCGCCAAUUCGAAUAAAUUCUGUUUCUUUGGAUCACUCACUCGGCACCCGGCAAAAGGACAGAACUCAAAUUGAAGUGGGAGGGCGUAAAUCCUUGAGUCUAUUGCUACCAUCAUCCCAUCAAGAUGAUGACCGUAGCAUCUCACCAUCCUCCCUCACGGACACUGCCUCAGAGGCCAGCACCAUCGGCAGUGACACAACUACCACCCCCACACUGACCCCUGUUCAGACUCCCACGGACCCGGCCAUGUACAAGCUGUGCUUUGGUGGUAGCUCUAAAUCCCUGGAGAGCUUGGACAGUCAGUUGAGCGGCUCCCAGGGAACUCAACCCUGUAGGGUUGAUGCCUGGACCACGGAGGUAUCUAAGGGCUUCGCAGGUAAUCAACAGGCUGCUACCUCCUCAGGAGCUGUCGUUAGUGUGUCAAACGUCACUGUGAGCACUUCUACCUCAAUGGCUCCCUUUCAGGAACAAGCUUCAGUGGCAAAGUUCAGACCUCAGGUCAUCCAACCCUCCAGCUCAGUCCUUCCCAGAGUGUCACAGGCUCAGCCUCUGAGUUUGCCCCAGCCGACUGUCACCCAGGAUUCCCCCACCCAUGAGGGCAAAAUCAAGAUGCUGAACGCACGCGACAAGUUCUUUGGAAUUUCACGAGCUGAGAGUACUGUCAACCAUGGCAUUGCCAGUGAUGCAACAAAGGGGGUCACAAACUCUGAAGAGCAAAGUUUACAGGACGAGGCUUUGGAGAACGAGGAGAUAGUGUCUCCCAUUGGUGUGUACCCUGAGAAUUACAACACUUUGAAGCGGAGGCCAAAACAUGAAACAGACGCUUUGAAGAAAUCAGCUGGAAAGCAGAAUCAAGAGAGCAGUAAAACUGUUUCUGAAGACAUGCCAGUUUCCAAGGGAUUCUUUUCUGAUGAACUAUCAGAGGCUAGUACACCUGAAGGAAUUACAGUAGCUUCGCAGGCUAAGAAAGGAAUGGAUACCCUUCAACGCAAACGUUUCCAGGACUAUGUCAGCAGCGUUCAAAACCAGGCACCCCAGAACUAUAACUCUAUCAACAGCCUGAAAGAAUCAGCGUCUGGGAAUGGGACUCAGGCUCUGACUCGGGAGCAGAGGGAAGAGAUUUUGAACAUGUUGCGGAGAACCAAGAACAACAAAGUGGCAAGCUCUCCAACAUUGCCGGAACCAAGCAGCAAGAAAUUUGAGGAUCCUCCCAAACACGAAUUGGGAAGAAUUCAUGAGAAUGUGGCAGUCCAGGAGCAGGUGCAUAAUCGCGAUGAGGAAUCAGGCGGGAAGGCAUCAUUCAGGAGUACCUAUCACGUCAGUGUGGAGUCUGAGAACCUGGACCCAGACCUUGCUAUCAUACGAGCAGCUGAGCAGAUGGAACAACAGUUGCUGCAAAAGAGGCAAAGAGCCAAUGCACCCUCUCCAGUACAGACACAGGGCGACAACAUCUGGGUGCCGAAUGCCCAACCUUUCAGCAGGAACAGCAUAGCCUACCGUUCAAUGUAUGACUCGGACAUGUGUGGCAAUUCGUUCAGCCAUGUCCCUUCCAUGGACAUGGAUGACUCCUACGUCUAUGAUCCCAACCUAAGACCAAAGAGCUCCAUCCUCAAGGUGAGGAAGCAAGGAGAUGCGUCCCUCAACGAGACCAAAUCCAAUGGGACGAAGCAUCUGUUCACGCCAUCUGGCAGACAUGGUCAAACCAUGAGCCCAACAGACUCGGUGAGUUCCCUGAACUCAAUACGAAGCAUCACAUUCUCUGAUAUGGUAGAUGUUGAGCAUACACCUGUCAAGAUAUGCCUCUUGUCUGGAAAGCCGCAAACUCCCAUGGAUGAUUUCAAAAUGCUUCUUCAGCAACAAUCGAAUUCCCGCAAGGGUCAAUCAGCAUGCUCUGCUCUCAAUGUGCAGCCGAAAUCACAGAGACCAUCCAACAAUGCAGAGCUGCUUUACUCUGGAAUUAGGACAGGUACCAUCCAGGAAGAAGGUGCCAAAGCACAGGAGAGUAGCCCAGACAGCAGGAAAAUUGUAACAAUGAAGGAUUUGAGGUCGGCCAUGGCUAACCCACGGACUAACUCAAGAACAGGAGAUCUUGGUCUUCCCUAUGAGGAAUUGCAAACUCAGAACAGACAGAGGAGCCCGAAGAACAGUCCCUCCCCAAGUCCAAAUGGCACUCUGAACAGAGAAGACAAAGGGGUCAAAUUUGAUUUUGAACAGCCGCAAUAUGUGGCUUCAAAUGCAACUGCUGGAAAUAGUGUGGAUACUGGAAGAGGUACGAGCCUUCCAAAUGGGAAUGUGACUGAUGCUGACAAAAGCAGGCAAUUGUUGAAAACAGGAGCAAGCAACCAGGGAAACUCAAGACACCCGAAUGAACAAAAAAGUAACAAAACUGUGUCGAAAAGUCCUUCAGGAUCCGAUGCUCAGCAGACAUCCAGUAAAGUCAGUGCUAUCAAACCCAAGUCUAAGUCCACUACUCCAGGUAACAAAAGUCAAGACAGUUUGCCAAAACAGGCACAAAGUGCCAAGAGUCCGCCGGACCUAAUCUCGAGAAUCCUGCCUCGCAUGACAGAGUCUGCCUCGGACUCCAUCCUGUCCCGCAAGGACCUGAUGGAUGAGAUACGGCAGCGGGGCACUCGGCGAGACUCCCGUCAGGAGGCCGUGUCCGAGCUGGAGACUCAGCAGCUGCAGCGCAAGCUGAGUGCCUCCUCCAUGCCCACCCUGAUGACAAGCAGCACUGCCCAGCCCUCCAGACGCAGCAAGGGGCUGGGCUCCUUACUGGAUAGUAUGAAGACUGCCCUCAAGAGCAUGGCAGUGGCUAGUCCCGCUGGGGAAGGGGAGCACGAGAACGACAGCGGUGCCUGGGAGUAGACUACCAGGUUUGGCUAAGCAAAGCAGGAUAUGUAAGGUCUGGAUGAUAUAGCUCUUAAGAGCGCUACAUACAUUGUACAUGUACAUCUUGGAAUUUUUUUUAGCAUCAUUUCCCCUGCAAAAGUGGAUCAUCCGCAUUAUUUGUCAGUGAUGUUAAUGCAUUUCAGUUGACACAGUGACUCACGUACUGCACCUGCUGUUGAAAAUCAUGGUUUGGAGCUCCCAUGGAGAAGCAGGUCAUGUCUUAGUGAUUUUUCUCGUUUAUUUAUCAUUAUUAACCAAAACGGUAACGACAAUUUCAUGAAGUAGACCUACUUGUAUAAGUUCUCGUACAGCUUUUGUUUGUACAUGUACAUGCAUUAACAGUACUGUCUUUAAAGUAUUCUACAUGUGUAUACAGUGGCAUUGCCUGGACUAAAUCAGUACUGAGAGAAUUUUUU
Molecule: messenger RNA, 5820 nt
Organism: Patiria miniata (bat star)
Lineage: Eukaryota; Metazoa; Echinodermata; Asteroidea; Valvatida; Asterinidae
Exons: 6
Coding region: 164-5380 (1738 amino acids)
Biological process (GO): cell differentiation
Source: RefSeq, a predicted model, not a curated record